GAACGUGAAAAGUUUUCGCUGUGAUAAGUUUGAUAUUCUUUCGGUUUAGUUAUUUUUUUUGGAUUAAAUGGGAAAAUUAUGUGGCACGAAGCACGCAAACAGGAACGCCGCAUACGCGGCCUCAUCGUGGACUAUCGCAAGCGUGCCGAGCGCCGGCAAUAUUUCUACGAUAAAAUCCAAGCAGAUCCCACACAAUUCCUGCAGCUGCACGGCCGGCGAAGUAAAAUCUAUUUAGAUCCGGCCGUCGCAGCCGCUGGCGAUGGAGACGCAAUCAUUGUGCCUUGGCAAGGUAAUCAGGACAAUCUUAUCGAUCGCUUCGAUGUGCGUGCCCAUUUGGAUUAUAUUGCGCCCGUGACAAAGAGCAGCACCAGCAGCGGCGAGGCGGCAUUGACUGGCCACGAUGACGAUGCGGAAUUGACGGCGGAGGAGCGCCAGUUGAACUAUGAACGUUAUCGCAUCUUGGCUCAGAAUGAUUUUCUCAAUGUGAGCGAGGAUAAGUUUCUGCAUCAAUUGUAUCUGGAGGAGCAGUUCGGCGCCAACGCACAGCUCGAGGCGGAACGCAAUUUGGGCAAGAAAAAACAGAAGAGCAGCGCGGGUGGUGCAACCAUUGGUUAUUCCUAUGACGAUGCUGGGGAGACGGUGGCCACGGUGGCGAUUGGACCGCAACCAUUUGGUACGGCGCCGGCAACGAGCAGCACAGCUGCUGCUGCGGCUGCCGCUGGCGGCGGCGGCGUUGGCGAUAAGGCUGAGAAUUCGGAUGAAUCCGAUUCGGAUAUCGAUAUGGAUGUAUCCAUUGAUAUUGGCAAACUGGACACGACGCAGGCACACGAGCUGAAUGCUUGCGGUCGCAACUAUGGCAUGAAGAGCAACGAUUUCUUCUCGCACUUGACCAAGGAUGCCGACGAGGCGGAUGCGCUGCGGAUUGCCCGCGAGGAGGAGCAGGAGAAGAUGCUGUUAAGCGGUCGCAAGUCGCGUCGCGAGCGACGUGCCCAAAAGGAGCGACGCAUCGCGAAUCGGCCGUUCAGUCCGCCCAGCUAUGCGGCCAAAGAGGAUCAGGGCAAAAGCAAGGACAAGGACGAGGAGUCCGAGUCUCGCUCGCCAUCGCCUGCCGAGGGCGGUGGCGAAAAGAUCACGUACAUUACCUCAUUUGGCGGCGAGGACGAGAUGCAGCCGCAUUCGAAGAUCACCAUCAAUCUGAGCAAACCCGGUCAGACGCUGGGCGAGUCGUGUAUUAAUGCAAGCAGCGGUGCAGCAACUGCUGCAGCCACUGCAGCUGCCUCCGCCGUAUCCUAUGCCCAAAAGGUCAAGGACAAUUUGGACAAGCUGCAGCUGAUGAACGAGACGGCGAAGCGCAGCGGGCGCCGACGCUCCCACAGCACCACCCGCAGCCCCAGCCGUCGUCGGAGUCGACGUCGCAGCUAUCAUCGUCGCAGCCGCAGCCGGAGCCGGACACGCAGUCGUCGCCGACGCAGAUACUAUACAAGAUCAAGAUCGAAUUCACGCUCCCGCUCCCGCAGCCGCAGCCGUAGCCGUACACGCUCCCGUUCCGGCUCCUGGCCGCGCUACACUUCGCGCAGUCCCAGUUAUAAGAGAUCACGGAAACGCUACUCGUAUUCCUCGCGCAGCUCCAGUGUCAGCUCUUACACGCAGUCGAGGCGACGACGUUCACGCUCCCGAUCCCGCUCUCGCACCGGUCCCCGCUCCCGUUCCCAGUCGCGCGCCAGUCAACGGCGUCCGAGUCGCGUUAAGAAGCUAACAACGCCACCAGCCACACAGAAAACAAUUUGCCUGAGCACAACGACAACGACAACAUCGAGCACAAUUUUGGCAACAACGGCGACUGUGCAACUGAAGCACUUUCAACAGCAGCAACAGCAGCAGCAGCAACACCUGCAACUGCAACAACAACAACAGCCGAAACCCGUAGCUCCACCAGCUGUGCCCAUGAUCAGCUAUCCGCUGUCGACGCGUGUGCUCAGCCUGACAACAGCAACGCCGGCGGUGACAAGCACAACGGGUUUGGUGCCACAGGUGACGGAGGCGCCUCCGCCGCCACUGAAGCGCUACUAUGGACGCAAGCGUGGCAACGACACAUCCUCCUCGUCGCCGGAGAGCAGCGGCAAUAGCGACGCGGAUGAGGAGGAGGAGACGGCAGCAGCAGCAGCAGCCAAACAGCUGCCGGGCAAAUCUUUGCGCGGCCGAGAACGUGAUGAUUCCGAGGAUUUGGAUGUGGAUACUGCCUCGGAGCGCUCGCAGCCAUUGAUGUCGUCAUCCAGCACGGGUAAUCAAACAGGCAAAUAUAGUUCUGCUACCGAAACCAAAGGAUCUGGACAGGCGACUGGCGGCGGACGACCCAAUCUGCGAGAGCGUCUUAAGCGCAAGAUGCAAAACCUGCUAAACAGGCAAUAUAAGGCCGAUAAACGUGCCGAGAUUGAGAAAUCGGAACGGGAGCGUCAGCUGCAGCAGGAGCGCGAGGAUGAGAUGCGCGAACUGGCGCUGAAAUUGCGGCGCAGGCGGCGCGAAUUGCGCCACAAAUAUGGAACGCCCUCCAGUGGCAAACUCUCCGACAGCGAUGUGGAAUCGGUGGACUCCGAGGCGCCAGCGCGUUCCACAAAACCAACUUCACGUCGCAGCAGAUCGCACAGUCACAGCCGGAACAGGAGGCACCGAUCCCGUUCGCGCAUUCGUCGAAGCACCAGCCGGGUGCAACGGAGGCGCAGAUCCCGCAGUGCAAGUCCCAGUGCCAGUGCUAGUGCCAGUGCCCGGAAUCGAAGGCAGCGAUCCCGAUCGCGCAGCAGACGCAGCAACAGUCGCAUGGAACGCAAACGCCGAUCACAAAGUCGCCGUCGCAGCGGCAGUCGCGAUCGUCGGCGAUCGCGCAGUCGACGCAGUCAAUCCCAGACACGACGACGCCGCCAACGUGAGCGCAGCCUGGAAAGAAAUCGGGAGCGGGAGCGCUACAGACAGCAGCAGUAUGAACGCUCGCAUGGAGGACGCGACGAGGCACAUGCUCAUGGCAGUCAUUUCAGUGGUGGUGGAGCAGGAGGAGGAGGAACAGGUGGUGGAGGUGGUAGUAGUGGUAAUCGCGGCAGAGUCGUCAUUUCCGCGCCACCCAAGCUGAAGAAGCUCGUCGACUACUGAAAACGAUCAACUGACAAAAAUACUAAAGAAUAUUGUAGAGAGAUGCGAGAAAGAUUUAUUCACAUGCAUUGAUCAUGCCCGCUCAACGUUUCAUUGUUUUUGUAGGGUAUACGCAUAUUUUUCUAU
Drosophila grimshawi is the source of this 3267-nucleotide messenger RNA. RefSeq names its product CLK4-associating serine/arginine rich protein. The transcript has 6 exons. Bases 79 to 3141 code for a protein of 1020 amino acids. The record is from RefSeq and is a predicted model, not a curated record. NCBI's taxonomy places the organism in Eukaryota, Metazoa, Arthropoda, Insecta, Diptera, Drosophilidae.